GCCAGGCGGUGCAGGAGCACGGCACCGACCCACCACCGGGCCAGCUGAGCAUGGUGUAGACUGGAGCUGGGAAGGACCGUGGGAGUGUGUAGGAGUGCGAUGGAACAAACUGGAGUGUAAAGUGUGCGUUUGUGUUGACGGGUACGCGAGUGUAAAUUAUCGGUGAUCCAAGGAAGCGGUGUGUUGACUAACCGAACUGCACGGACAUGUCAGCCGAGUGAAACGCCGACUAUUCUGUCGUCAUAACCAGAAGCCGGUUAGACAGCUAUGUGGCAGAAGCUGGACAGACUGCUCGGACAAAAAUGCUGCGUCUUCUGCGGCCGGAGUCCAACCGACCCGGGCCCGGCCGUGCAGGUGGAGCUGGUGCCUCCAGACGCACAGAAAGCGGUCGCCAACGGUGUGGUACCCCCAGCCAACGGUCACGUCCCCAACGGACUGGUAGCCUCAGGUCGACCUCCGCCGCAGCCGGGCCCUCACGGCGCCGGUCCGAGGGUCUACCAGGACACUCGGGUCCAGCUGACAGGGACCUUCCAGCCGGCUACAUCCCCCAGCGCUGGCUUCUUCAACCGGCCUGCAGCUCAGAACGGCGGCGCCCAGCCGGCAGCUGGAGGGGAGGUGUCCAGAGCGACUGCCGGUCCUCCGCCGCAUGUUCAGCAGCAGGGCGCCUACCAGCAGCGAGAGGCGCCAAGGCAGACGGUCAGCUGGGGGCCUCCUGACCCUGCUGGAGGCUGGCCUGCCUCUGACGCGACGCGGCCGACCUCAGGUCACGCUGGAGGUCCACCAGCGGCGUCUCUGCGGCACCCUUACCAGCCUAGCCCGAGCAAACAACCCGUCCCUCCAAGCUCAGCGGCGGCGACGAACGGGGCUCAGCAGGGCGCGGCAGUCACCUCCCGACCAGACGGGAGUGGUCCUGGCACUGGAACUAAUCGUGCGACCCUGCAGUGGGGAGCUCAGGUGCCCCCGCCGGCCUACUCACUGCCCCGUCAGCAGCAGCAGCAGCGGCCGGCCGAGCAGGCGCCGCCUUCCACUGCGGCCACUCUGCCCGCGGGGACGGGUCACGACCGGUCACGACCUGGCGAGCCGCCGACAGCAGCGGGGGUCACG
This is a messenger RNA of Amphibalanus amphitrite, 1104 nucleotides long. RefSeq names its product protein transport protein sec31-like. The transcript is spliced from 2 exons. The record is from RefSeq and is a predicted model, not a curated record. The annotation marks the transcript as partial. NCBI's taxonomy places the organism in Eukaryota, Metazoa, Arthropoda, Thecostraca, Balanomorpha, Balanidae.